AGCGCCGGCAAUCGAUUCCACACCGCAGUCCGGCUAGGCGUUCGACCAUGGCAGACAAGAGUAAAGUUACCGAGCAAUAUUACGCUCCACCACCUGAUCUAGGAAAAUGGGACUCCUUCAGGAUGUUCGUAUGGAACUCCGAGACAGGACAAUUCCUGGGCCGCACGGGAUCCAGCUGGGCAAAAAUCUUGUUAUUCUACCUUAUUUUCUACGCUGUCCUCGCGGGUUUCUUCGCUGCCAUGCUGACCAUCUUCUACCAAACUCUUGAUAGUAAGAUGCCAAAAUGGCAAAUGGAUAGCUCUCUCAUCGGCAGCAAUCCAGGUCUCGGAUUCCGGCCGAUGCCCGACUCUGUGGUGUCCGUCGAGAGUACUCUGAUAUACUACAAGGCCAAUGACAAGGGCUCUGUGCUUAAAUGGGCUUCUAUAAUCGAUGAGUUCCUUAAAGAUUACCGUAAGAAGGGCAGUGGCAGCGGGGAGGCCAACGGCGCUGAGAACAGGGUACCGUGCACCCCGACCUCGCACAACCUGGGGGAGAACCAGGUGUGCGACGUAUCCCUCGAUGACUUUAGCCCCUGCACCGCUUCGAGGCAGUACAACUAUGAGCAGGGUGGACCGUGCGUGUUCCUCAAGCUGAAUAAGAUCUUCAACUGGACCCCUCAACCGUAUAAUGACACCGAGAGCCUCCCAGACACUAUGCCGGAGUUCCUGAAACAGUACAUCAAAUCAGUCUCCGGCAAACCGGAAGCCAACAUGGUGUGGGUGUCCUGCGAGGGUGAGAAUCCAGCUGACGUAGAGAACAUAGGCCCCGUGCAGUAUCUCCCCCGCCGCGGCUUCCCCGCCUUCUACUACCCCUUCACCAACAAGGAAGGUUACCUCAGCCCCCUCGUGGCCGUACUCUUCGAGAGGCCCAGAACGGGAGUGCUCAUCAACAUCGAGUGUAAGGCGUGGGCGAAGAACAUCUUAUACGACCGAUACGAGCGGCGGGGCUCGGUGCACUUCGAGCUCAUGGUGGACCGCUCCUAAGCCACUGCGGUCACCGAUAACUUGGCGGCCACUAUUCACUCGUGCUGCUUGGCCACUAAACGCUUAACUUACCGAAUGACAUAGGGCCACGUCUGGACCUCCCACUGCCAACUGUACUAGCGGCGUAGACGCCGAGUCGGUCGUGGUUCACCGCCAAGUUGUCAGCCAGUCCGCCUUCGGUCGCCAGGUUCAACCCCAUCUAGGCUGCCAAGGUCUCAUCCAUCACGCCAGGCGCCGGCUGCCAGGAGCGCCACUUAGCAAUAGCCACAUAGUCGGCGGUUUAUUUAUAUUCGUUUUAGAAUAGCCCACGGGCGCCAUCAAGUUUUUCGGUUACACGCUUAACAAAUAACUUAAAUUUUAAAUUAUUGAAAUAUUUAUUAUUGUAAUGUUUUCUGGACGAAGAGUCAAUAAAUACGCAAUAGUUUGUUCCAAUUUAGCUUU
Molecule: messenger RNA, 1463 nt
Organism: Danaus plexippus (monarch butterfly)
Lineage: Eukaryota; Metazoa; Arthropoda; Insecta; Lepidoptera; Nymphalidae
Gene: nrv3
Product: sodium/potassium-transporting ATPase subunit beta-2-like
Exons: 7
Coding region: 48-1022 (324 amino acids)
Biological process (GO): intracellular potassium ion homeostasis; sodium ion export across plasma membrane; potassium ion import across plasma membrane
Cellular component (GO): sodium:potassium-exchanging ATPase complex
Molecular function (GO): ATPase activator activity
Source: RefSeq, a predicted model, not a curated record